Messenger RNA from Armigeres subalbatus, 4672 nucleotides. RefSeq names its product von Willebrand factor A domain-containing protein 8 (gene c12.2). Gene Ontology annotation, cellular component: cytoplasm. NCBI's taxonomy places the organism in Eukaryota, Metazoa, Arthropoda, Insecta, Diptera, Culicidae. The transcript has 6 exons. Gene Ontology annotation, molecular function: ATP hydrolysis activity; ATP binding. The record is from RefSeq and is a predicted model, not a curated record. Bases 360 to 4526 code for a protein of 1388 amino acids.
UUCCGCACACGAUCAAAUUCAUAACAAAACACUAAUGUUAUAACGACGUAUCUUUUAAAAGUUUUAUUAUAUUAUUUUUAUUAUAUAGAGCCGAGAUUGAAACCAAAAUACUCGAGUGAUCCAAAUACUGAUUGGCGAAAAAAUUGUUUGUUUUCGAUUACGCCCUCCUCAGACUUCCCGCUUCGCAACCGCGCGCAAACACUGAACCUUGCCACACUUAUCCAGCUGGACUUUGACCCCUCGGGCAGUCUCUGCUUCAGUGUAUAUUUAAUAGGACGAAAGUGUUGUAUGCGGUGACGUCGCGGUGAUUAGCUAACCAACAUCUUUCGACUGGUGUGGUGUGGAUCGGUCGCCUCACAAUGCUCCCGCGGAACGCCCAAACCGUACGGCGACUCAACGUCCUGAAGCGAAUUCUCACGAAUGGGAGUGCUGGCGGCGGACCAACGCUGUGGUUCCGCCACAGUUCCACGGGGGCCACCAUUCGGAUCGAUGACGUCGAGAAGGAGAUUCUGCCACCGAAACAACCGGAACUGGUCCCGAAUGGGUACGUAAAAGUGGCGGAAUCGGGCGAAGCGCAGCUUUCGCAAACCCGGUUGCACCACCUUCGGUGGAUGCUGCAGAAGGAUAAUUUGGGUCAGGACAUGAUUCUGCUGGGGCGGCCAGGUAAUCUGCGUCGGAAUCUGAUCAUGCAGUACUCGGAAUUGACGAGGCGGGAGGUGGAAUAUAUUCUGUUGAAUCGCGAUACGACGGAGAGCGAUCUGAAGCAGCGGCGGGAGAUUCUGGAUGGUACGGCGACGUAUUACAACCAGAGUGCGGUACGAGCGGCGACCGAGGGACGGAUUCUGGUGAUUGAGGGAGUGGAGAAGACCGAACGGAAUGUGCUGCCCAUUUUGAACAAUCUGCUCGAGAAUCGGGAGAUGCAUCUGGAGGAUGGACGGUUUCUGAUUUCUGCCAAAAAUUAUGACAGUUUGCUGGAGCGCUUCAGCAAAGAUCAACUUGACAAGUGGGGAUUGGUACGAGUAUCUGAGGACUUCCGGGUGAUAGCCCUUGGAUUACCUGUACCGAAAUAUAGGGGAUCGCCGUUGGAUCCUCCUCUAAGAUCGCGAUUUCAGGCGAGGGACGUAAGUGAGCUGCCUUAUGUGGACAUUCUAACUGAGUGCAAAAUCUUGUCUGCAAAUCAAAGUCCCGAGGUUCUAACGAAGCUGACCUCAUUCGGAUUCAGCGUUCUUUCCUCAGCGUCUACGCUGCCCGACUUCCCGAUUGACAAUCUGCGCUACGCCGGAAUGCUUAUCAACAACAACCCUCUACUCACUGAGCACAGUCUCCUGAGUCGACUUUAUCCGUACUCCGUGUUUCUGGAGAAGGAAGGCGUUGGCCUGACCAAGUCCCUCAUGGAGUCGCUGCAGAUAAAACCAGAUCAAACGGCCUCCACCGAGAUCAUCAGCGUAGAUCCCCUCAAUAAAGAUACUUUGACCGUGAACUUGAAAGUGAACAACAAACCGAUCAACUUCACUAUGCAACGCGGCAAAUCCGAUAUCGAAAAUCUGCCCACCGCCUAUAAGAAAACCAACUACCAGCAGAACCUUCUCGCCGAUUUGAUUCAAUCCGUAGCAGUUGGCGAUGUUUGCUUGAUUGGCCCCAAAGGAUGUGGCAAAUCCAUCGUAGCCAACGAACUCUGUCGGUUGCUCAAUCAGCAAGUGGAAACAAUGGUCCUCUACCAAGACAUGACGGCUCGGGACCUCAUACAAAAGCGAACGACGAAGCUCAACGGAGAUACCGUCUGGCAGGACUCCCCUUUGCUUCUGGCGGCACUUAGCGGUCACGUUAUUGCCCUCGAUGGAAUCCAUCGUCUACAUCACAGCACCCUUGCCAUCCUUCAUCGACUGGUGCACGAUCGCGAGAUGCAGCUGUACGACGGAAGGCGACUGAUGCGUCACGACAGGUUCGACCGUCUUCUGGAGACAGGCCUUACUAAAGAAGACCUCACGGCACGAGGAAUCCUACGUAUCGAUCCCGCCUUCCGCAUCAUUGCCAUGGCAGAACCGCAUCAAAAGACCGGAACCAACUGGAUCACCGCUGAAACCUUGAAUCUCUUCCUGUUCCACGAAAUUCGAGGUCUCAGCAAGGAUGAAGAACUGAACGUAGUCAACUCGCUCUAUGGACCGUUGGACAACACAAUGCAUCAGAUCCUACGCGUGGCUCAUCAUCUGCGAGCAUCCGGUGACACCACCAUGCAGAAUCUGGCCAGCAACCUGUCGACGCGACAGCUGCUGCGAAUCGCUCGACGCCUCCACGAAUACGGCGAACAUCUUUCGGACCGUUCAGCCCACAGCAUAUUGCACAACACAUUCCUAACGAAAUUCAUGCCGAAUCUGCCCAGAAGCGUGCUGGAAAACGCUCUACGGGUAUGCGACGUAGCUCCAGGAAGGGAAAGCCGCGCAGAAGACGUCACCAUCUCCACCGACGACGGUGUGCUCCGCAUUGGUAACACAAAGGUACCCAUCUACCAAACCGAAGCCGUCAGCAAAGUCCCGGACAUCGUGUUCUUCAACGUCCCACAGCACGUCAAACUCAUGGAACGACUUCUCCAAGACUUCACCCUUGGCGAACAUCUGCUCUUGGUCGGAAAUCAAGGAGUCGGUAAGAACAAAAUAGCCGAUCGGCUCCUCCAGCUGAUGAACCGCCCACGAGAGUACAUUCAGCUGCACCGCGACACCACCGUGCAGUCCCUCACGCUACAGGCCAGCAUUCGCGAUGGCAAGAUCAUCUACGAGGACUCUCCGCUCGUCAAGGCCGUCAAGCACGGCCACGUCCUGGUGGUAGAUGAAGCCGACAAAGCUCCGAUUCACGUCACCUCCAUCCUGAAGACCCUUGUCGAAAACGGAGAGAUGAUGCUAUCGGACGGCCGCAAGAUCUGCCCACCUCCAAGAGGCACCCCCCAACCCAACGACAAACUGAUCUACACCCAUCCGGACUUCCGGAUGCUGGUGCUCGCCAAUCGGCCAGGUUUCCCCUUCCUCGGCAACGAUUUCUUCGCGGCACUCGGCGAUCUAUUCUCCUGCCACGCCGUGGACAACCCUUCGCCCAAUUCGGAAAUCUACCUCCUGAAGCAGUACGGCCCUGAUGUCCCAGAGGCGACUAUCCGCCAGCUGGUCGACGCGUUCUCCGAGCUGCGCGAUAUGGCCGACAGUGGCAUUCUCAACUAUCCGUACUCCACUCGCGAGGUGGUCAACAUCGUUAAGCACCUGCAAAAGUUCCCCAAGGACGACAUGGCCGAGCUGAUCGGAAACGUGCUCGACUACGAUCGCUACACUCCGGAAACGCUCGACCAGGUCACGAACGUAUUGCUCAAGCACGGACUGGCAAUCGCUCCGUACGCCAAAAACGAGCUGGCCGCACUGCGCAAGCAGCGCGAGAUUCAAAUGACGAUCAAAAGCAACAGCGGGAAAGACGUCUCCGGGCCGAAACACGGCAAGGUGGAUCCGAACAAUGAUCCCCACGUGGGCGGAAACACUUGGGCGGGGGGCACCGGAGGUCGCGAUACCGCCGGCCUGGGUGGCAAAGGAGGCCCGUACCGACUGGACGCUGGACACAAGGUACAUCAGUUGUCCGAUGCGGAGAAGGACGACAUCCCGGAGCACGUCAAAAUGGCAGCUAAGGAGAUGAACAGGAAGGCGUUCGCGGAAAAACUGAAAGAAAUCCAAAUGAGUCAGUACGACCACAAAGUGUACAUGGAGUUUGCCGGCCCGGUUCAGAAGCAAGUCCAACAACUGAGAGUGACUCUGCAGGCGUUGCAAGCGAAAAGCAAGGAGCGACAGUGGCAGAAACAUCAGACAUCGGGCGAGAUGGACGAUACUAAACUGGUGGAGGGCAUUACGGGUGAGAAGAACAUCUACAAGAAGCGGGUCGAGCAGGACCCGGAACCGGGACAGCCGCAGGAGAAGCCCAAGCGACUGAAACUGGUGGUGGACGUGUCCGGGUCGAUGUACCGCUUCAACGGCUACGACGGACGGCUGGACCGUCAGUUGGAGGCGGUCGUGAUGGUGAUGGAGGCUUUCGACGGGUUCGAAACGAAGAUCAAGUACGACAUCGUCGGCCACAGCGGUGAGGCGGUGGAGAUUCCGUUCAUCAGCGUGAACAACCCGCCGAAGGACGACAAGCGGCGGCUGGAGACGAUCAAGAUGAUGCACGCGCACUCGCAGUUCUGCUGGAGCGGGGACCACACGCUGCCGGCGACCCGCAACGCGGUGGACUCGAUGGCCAAGGAGGACUGCGACGAGGCCAUCGUGGUGGUGCUGAGCGAUGCGAAUCUCUCCCGGUACGGCAUCUCGCCGCGGAACUUGAACGAACUGCUGCAGAAGCAGUCGCCGAAGGUGCAGGCGUACGUGAUCUUCAUCGGCAGUUUGGGAGAUGAAGCGCAAUUAAUUGCGGAAAACAUGACGGCCGGGAAGAGUUUCGUGUGCAUGAACCUCGAGCAGUUACCUCAAAUUUUGAAGCAGAUCUUCGCCGCUUCUGUGCUACAGUGAAAUCGGAUUUUUAGUUAUUGACAAAUGUUGUUAAUUUUAUUUUGUUACACAAAUUUUGUAUUAAGGUUAAAAGUGGCAUUUAUUUGUAUGUGGUCUGCCGUUGUAGAAUCUAUAUCAAAAUUAUAGAAAAUUAUUUUGCUAACAUA